Molecule: messenger RNA, 1136 nt
Organism: Euleptes europaea (tarantolino)
Lineage: Eukaryota; Metazoa; Chordata; Lepidosauria; Squamata; Sphaerodactylidae
Gene: RNF41
Product: ring finger protein 41
Exons: 6
Coding region: 147-1100 (317 amino acids)
Biological process (GO): positive regulation of JNK cascade; protein K63-linked ubiquitination; regulation of canonical NF-kappaB signal transduction
Cellular component (GO): plasma membrane signaling receptor complex
Molecular function (GO): ubiquitin protein ligase activity
Source: RefSeq, a predicted model, not a curated record
AAUGAUGACUUAAAAUGAGAAGGAGAGGGGAGAAGAUGGGCCACUGUGAGAGACAGCUUACGAAGAGCAACCCAAACUCAGCUGUGUUUUGUUGCUAUUCAGGAAGAAAUUUUACAACAGAAGGGUUUUGGCAUCGGUAAUGAGAAAUGGGGUAUGAUGUAGCACGCUUUCAAGGGGAUGUUGAUGAAGACCUUAUAUGCCCCAUCUGUAGCGGGGUCCUGGAGGAGCCAGUGCAGGCUCCUCAUUGUGAACACGCCUUCUGCAAUGCCUGCAUUACCCAGUGGUUCUCCCAACAGCAGACAUGUCCCGUGGACCGCAGCGUUGUGACGGUGGCUCACCUGCGCCCUGUUCCCCGGAUCAUGCGUAAUAUGCUAUCUAAGCUGCAGAUUACUUGUGACAACGCUGUUUUUGGGUGCACUGCCAUUGUGCGCCUCGACAACCUGAUGUCUCACCUCAGUGACUGUGAACACAAUCCAAAGCGGCCUGUAACUUGUGAACAGGGAUGUGGCUUGGAAAUGCCCAAAGAUGAGUUACCGAAUCAUAACUGCAUCAAACACUUAAGGUCAGUGGUUCAGCAGCAACAGACCAGAAUAGCUGAGCUGGAAAAGACUUCCGCAGAGCAUAAGCACCAGCUAGCAGAACAGAAACGUGACAUUCAGUUAUUGAAGGCAUAUAUGCGAGCAAUACGUAGUGUCAACCCCAACCUACAGAAUCUGGAGGAGACAAUUGAAUACAAUGAAAUCCUAGAGUGGGUGAGUUCUUUGCAACCUGCCCGGGUAACACGGUGGGGUGGCAUGAUCUCCACGCCAGAUGCAGUACUCCAGGCUGUGAUCAAGCGGUCACUGGUGGAGAGUGGCUGCCCCACAUCGAUCAUCAAUGAGCUGAUUGAAAAUGCCCACGAACGGAACUGGCCCCAGGGACUGGCCACCCUAGAAACUCGCCAGAUGAACCGGCGCUAUUAUGAAAACUAUGUGGCCAAACGCAUCCCAGGCAAGCAGGCUGUGGUGGUGAUGGCCUGUGAGAAUCAGCACAUGGGUGAGGAGAUGGUGCUGGAGCCAGGCCUGGUGAUGAUAUUUGCACAUGGAGUGGAGGAAAUCUAAAGACUUCGGAGGUGAUAAAACCAUGUCCUUGAAAGG